AUGCCCUGUAAUGGUUCCCCGCCGCUGUUGCUCCUUCUGCUGUUCCUAUCUGUGUUUGGGGCGUCCCAAGCCUGCCUGAAGGACCCGGCUUCAGCCUACAGAUUCACUGGAGCUGUAUGUCGCCUCACCUACCCUGCAGCAGUUGUGUUGAAUGAGAAAACCACUAAAGUGAUUGAGGCAGCGUUCCAGCAUGCCAGAUACCCAGAUGUAAGGGGAGAGAAAUCCCUGCUCUUUAUAGGCAAAGUCAUAUAUGGUCUGGAAAAUUUGGAGAUCCACAACUUGUCGAUUGGCCGGAGUGAAUUUGAACUGCGUCCAGGUGAAGGCAUCGGCAUGAAAAUAAGCAACGUGUCAGCAGUGUUCAGAGGGACCAUCCAGUAUGGAUACGGUGGCUGGCUUGUCAACGUAACACAUUCAAUUGACUUUGAAAUUGAGUCUCAGAUUGAUCUUGGAAUCAACCCCAAACUUUACUGUGGAGAAGGGCAGGUGGCAGCGGACACAUCAGACUGUUAUCUGAAUUUUCACAAGCUCCAUCUGCAACUGCAGGGAGACAAAGAACCGAACUGGCUUAAAAAGCUUGUCACCAACUUCAUCACCUUCACCGUCAAAGUAGCCAUAAAGGGACAGAUUUGUAAGGAGAUCAACAAAGUGGCAAAUAUACUGGCUGACUUCAUACAAGACACAGCAGAGCAUUUCCUCACUGAUGGAAACAUCAGUGUGGAUAUCAGUGUUACUGCUUCUCCUGCCAUCACUGCUAACUACAUAGAAUCAUAUCACAAGGGGCUGACCAAGUACAACAACACUUCCGCUGUCAUCAGUGACUCUGUUUUCCACCCCAGUCAGCUGACUGAACAAAGGAUGCUCUACUUUUGGUUGUCAGACCAGGUCUUUAACCCCAUGCUUGCUGCUGCCCACCAAGAUGGCCGUUUCCAACUCAACAUCUCUGGAGCAGAGCUCACUGAACUUUUCAAGACAAGUCUCUCCACUGCCAUGCCGGAAUUUAUUAGAAAGUGUCUGCUGGAAUCAGGUUCUCCUGAACUAAGAGUGUGGAGUUCAUCAGUUCCCCACCUGAACACCUCCACCAUUGGUACGACCGUCUGGGUCAUGGCUUCUGGGCAGCUCCACUGUGGGAGUCCAGACACACCGACACUCUUCUUUGAAACGGAUGUAGCCAUGGAGGUCACAGCUUCCUAUGCUGACAAGAAACUCAUCCUGCACGGUAACCCGACAGAGACCAUUGUAGUCCAAGCUGAGCUGCCUUUACAAAAUCAACCGCUGCUGGAUCAGACACAGGUGGAGUUCAUAAAAGAAGCUGUGGAGAAGAUUGGCAUUCCCAAGGUUCUGUCUGCUCUUGAGAUUGAGCUCACCAGGCUGUUGGACAAACAGGGAGUUAACCUAUUCGACAUCUCUAACCCAGUGGUGCUUCCUCGAGAUGGCUUUGUGGUGAUUGAGAUGGAUUUUGGUUUCCCCCAUCACCUCCUGGUUGAGUUCCUCAGGAAGACACUGCAGUAACUGGCCAACCCUGACACAUUUUGGCCCAGAUUUGCUCGUGACUUGCCUAAAAGUGUUGCUCAAAUAGGAAAUGUACCUUUAUAGUGAUUAUCAACAUGAGUAAAGCGUACAAAACAUGCCUCUGUUGCAUUGUUGUAGCACAUUUUCAUGUAUUUUGAUUUGUUGUCCACUAGCUCAACUCUUUCCUUAAAAUCUAGAUAAAGCUGUGGACAA
This is a messenger RNA of Morone saxatilis (striped sea-bass), 1722 nucleotides long. It is a transcript of the gene cetp, whose product is annotated as cholesteryl ester transfer protein, plasma. The transcript has 17 exons. The record is from RefSeq and is a predicted model, not a curated record. Gene Ontology annotation, biological process: triglyceride metabolic process; cholesterol homeostasis; very-low-density lipoprotein particle remodeling. Gene Ontology annotation, cellular component: high-density lipoprotein particle. The coding region runs from base 1 to 1509 and encodes 502 amino acids. Gene Ontology annotation, molecular function: cholesterol transfer activity; phosphatidylcholine binding; cholesterol binding. Lineage: Eukaryota; Metazoa; Chordata; Actinopteri; Moronidae.